Messenger RNA from Penicillium roqueforti, 1011 nucleotides. RefSeq lists its product as uncharacterized. Lineage: Eukaryota; Fungi; Ascomycota; Eurotiomycetes; Eurotiales; Aspergillaceae. The record is from RefSeq and is a predicted model, not a curated record. The coding region runs from base 1 to 1011 and encodes 336 amino acids. Gene Ontology annotation, molecular function: zinc ion binding; protein binding. The transcript has a single exon.
AUGACCAACGACAACCCAGCCCGCCGGCUACAAAGCGGUCUCUUCUGUGAUACGUGUCAAUCGUCGACAAACGAUUGUUUUUGGAAAUGCAGCCACUGCAACGAGGGAGACUGGGGUUUCUGUAACUCCUGCGUCAACCAAGGACGAUGCUGCACCCACGCCUUAUUGCCCAUCCGGCGCAUUACCAAUAGCCCAUCUCCACCAGCACCGUCCCCCACAUCACCGGCUGGAUCAAAUACCCUCACGUCAUCCGAGAUCGAGAGCUUCAAAAUCCUCUCAUUCUCAACCAACUGCGAUAUCUGCACAUACCCAAUCCCAGCCUCAAACACCCGCUACCAUUGCCUGGAAUGCAAUAGCGGCGACUACGACGUCUGUACAAACUGUUACCUCAAACUCGUGGCAACAGGCAAAAUCAACAAAGAGAACGGACACAACGGCUGGCGCCGCUGCCUCGCCGGCCACCGUAUGAUAGUAGUCGGCUUCGAAGACCACGAAGAAGGCCAGCGCCGCGUCGUUGUACGCGAUCUCGUGGGUGGCCGCGCUCUGAAAGACGAGCACGUAGCACAAUCAAAAUCACACUCACCAACUUCCCCAGCAUCCGGUUCUCCAGUCGCAUCCCCAGAGCUAGGAACCGGUGACUGGAGCUGGAAAGAAGGCCCCGAGCGCCGUAAGAAAGCAUCCCGUCUGCGCCCCGGACAUGCCCCCACAAACAGUAUCACCGGGAAUUAUUCCGAUCCCUCAAAUCCAGCACAUUCCAGUGCCGCAAGUCCGGUUCAGGGCAUCCCGCCCUUCCGCCGGUUCCCGCCUGACGGUGGUGUCGGGCUCAUCGUCCAUGCCCUGUGGUCCUGGUACCCGGAAGAAGAAGUCGAAGACGAGCUUGUUUUUCCGCGCGGCGCGCAUAUUACCGAGGCGGAGAAUAUCAAUGAUGAUUGGUUCUGGGGAUGCUAUGCUGGUCGGACGGGACUGUUUCCUGGUUCGCAUGUUGAGGUUAUUGGUGAGAUUCAUAGGUGA